This is a messenger RNA of Trypanosoma grayi, 655 nucleotides long. RefSeq names its product carrier protein. The annotation marks the transcript as partial. NCBI's taxonomy places the organism in Eukaryota, Euglenozoa, Kinetoplastea, Trypanosomatida, Trypanosomatidae. The record is from RefSeq and is a predicted model, not a curated record. The transcript has a single exon.
CCUGCCAUUCCCGACUUUGGAGCAGCGGAGCCUUGUAGGGGGUUUCGCAGCCGAUCUCGUCUCGGGGCCCGUUUAUAACCCGUUCGGUGUCGUGUCGCAGGUGCAGAUGGUGGCUGACAGUCGCUAUGGAGAGCAUAGAUACAGCAAUGGCUUGCAAACGACGAGAUCCAUCCUCGCAGAGCAGGGAUGGCGAGCGUUGUUUCGUGGAACUUUGUUAACUGUGAUUUUGGCCCCUCUUACUGGAGCUUGGUGGCUCGUUUACGAGCUACUAAAACAUCGAGCCUAUAACGUCGUUGCGUGUGCAUCGCCGUCGCUCGUUUUCAUAAUUCCUCCUGAAGUGCGGCGAAGAAUCCCCGAGUGCUGCACCUCCACAACGGACAACCUUCUCGUCAACUGUAGUGUGGGUGCCACAGCCAGCAUGGUGAUCAGUCUCUUGCUGAACCCUUUCUAUGUUCUGAGACUCAGGCUGCAGGUGGACAAAAACAUAGGAUACGCACGUUUCCCCUCGUUUGUUAUAAUGAAGAGUGUUCUGCGACGGGAGGGGAUUCAGGCAUUUUUUAAAGGCCUUCAUACAAACCUCUUUAUGGCAGCGGUGGGCGGUUGUGCGUUCGGGAUGACAUAUGAAGGAGCAAAGCAGUUCUCCGAUAUCACAUAG